This is a messenger RNA of Prunus armeniaca (apricot), 507 nucleotides long. The record is from the annotation of a GenBank genome assembly. Lineage: Eukaryota; Viridiplantae; Streptophyta; Magnoliopsida; Rosales; Rosaceae.
AUGUAUACGUCAAGGAAGAAGAUUCACAAGGACAAGAACGCUGAACCCACUGAAUUUGAAGAGUCAGUUGGACAGGCAAUCUUUGAUUUGGAAACAAACUCGGACCUGAAAAGUGAACUGAAGGAUCUAUAUACAAUUCAGCUGUUCAAGUUGAUGUGGCUGGGAACCGGAAGGCGGUUGUUAUCCACAUACCAUAUAGACUUAGGAAGGCUUAUCGCAAGAUCCAUGUUCGGAUGUGAGGGAGCUAGAGAAGAAAUUCAGUGGAAAGUUCUGAUCGCCACACGGAGGAUAGUGAGGCCUCCAAAGAAAGGGUCUGCUGUCCAACGGCCCCGCACUCGUACUCUAACUGCUGUGCAUGAGGCAAUGUUGGAGGAUGUUGUUUUGCCUGCUGAGAUUGUUGGUUUUCUUGGAUCCAAGGAACGAAACAACACGGAGUACAAGCUGGAGAGCUUUUCUGCAGUUUACAGGAAGCUUUCAGGAAAAGAGUUGUGUUUGAUUACCCAAUAA